Molecule: messenger RNA, 1296 nt
Organism: Thecamonas trahens ATCC 50062
Lineage: Eukaryota; Apusomonadida; Apusomonadidae
Exons: 1
Coding region: 1-1296 (431 amino acids)
Biological process (GO): proteasome-mediated ubiquitin-dependent protein catabolic process
Molecular function (GO): ubiquitin protein ligase activity; metal ion binding
Source: RefSeq, a predicted model, not a curated record
AUGGAGAGCGACUUGCCGCUGACGAUUCCGCUGGCGACGCUUGCCUCGCACUUUGACUGUCCUAUCUGCCUCACCACGCUCUCGGACACAGCCAUGCUGCCGUGCGGACACAACUUCUGCCGGCCGUGCAUCCUCGAGUGUCUCAAUCGCGAGCACCUCUGCCCGUGCUGCCGGGCUGCCGCCACGGCUGCUGAUGCCCGACCCAACCAUCAUCUGGAUGCCACCGUGGCGCUGAUCGAGACCGAGGCUGACAAGGCCUCGCGCGCCUACUUUGAGCAGCUCACCUCGGGGCGUGACGGCGGCGGUGGCGGCGGUGGCAGCGAUGCAGGUGCCGAAAAGGACGGCCAGGCGAGGAACGUGCCGGUGCGUGACUUUACUCCCAUCGAGCGGGUGUUCCAGACCGCGAUGCGCGCCUCGCUCGCGGCGUACACCGAGUACUAUGACAAGGUCAAGGUGGCGCAUGAGACGUCGCUGGUCAAUCUGCAGCGAUCGGCGGCGGCCGAGCUGACCCAGGCCAAGUCGGGCAUUGCCGCCCGCGCCCGCGCUGCGUCGCUUGCUGGAAACACCGAGAGCGAGACCGAGCUCAAUGCGCAGCUCGAGCAGGUCAUGGUUGCGCACACCCAGGCGUUCGAGGCCAAGCUCUCUGCAGAGCGGGCCAAGUUUGAUGCCUCAGUCUCGGCACUGGUCGACGCAUACUCGCGGUAUCUGGACGAGAACGUGCCUGCGGUCGAGUUUGUGCCUGUUCCGCUCUCACUUUCUGUCCCGUCGCGGUCGCUGGUCCUCGAUGGCAGCAUCGUGCUGGAUCCGAUGCACACGGUCGAGGACGUGCACGCCCGCGCGAUCGAGCUUCUCUGCACCGAGGAGCAUGGUAUUACGCAAUGGGAGAUUGGCAGCGUCGAGUAUGUGCUGGAUGAACAGGUGCUCGAGCCCGGGACGGGCGUGCCGAUCCGCGCGGCCUGCGGCGCCGAGCUAGUUGCAGGCGCUUCUAUCGAGCUCCGCGGCGAGCUCGCGUCGGCCGCCGACGUCUGCUUCUCGGCACUGCCGUUUGAGGACGGCGCCGGCGUCCGGGUCACCUACUACUCGUGCGAUGAAUGUAGCAAGGCCUGGAUUUGCGAGUCGUGCGCCAAAGCGUGCCACGCCGGCCACACCGUCUCGCUCCAUCUGUGCAACUACGAGCCCAACUAUGCCUGCUGCUACUGCGUCCGCACCAAGUGCUGCGUCCUCGAAAACGCCAAGACGCUUAAGAAAAAGCGCAAACUCGAGAAGAAGCAGCAGGCUGCCGGUCCAUCGGCAUGA